CCAGAACCAGAAGACUCCGGACCACGCCACUCUUCUCACUCUCACCUUUCGUGUUCUUCAUCCAUUUGGGUUUAUCAAUCUUCCCCUGAAUCUCCAAAAGUCUUAAGUGGAGACCUUCAAGUCGACUUUCGUUACUCCCGGAGCUUUCAUUUGGUGCGGUUUCUGUUGGUUCUGACGCUAAUGGUCGAAAUUAGUGUUUUUACGUCCAAAGACCACCGAAUUGGGGGAUUUCAGACCGAAAUACCGGCCACUGAGGAGAGAGGUCUGCUGAAGUCACUAUUGGUUACUGGAAAUCUGCUUUGAAUUAUGUCAACUAGCCGACUCCUGCUUCAACAAUCCAUAGAUGAUGCUCCGACUAGUACUGCAAAUUGGACACUUGAGUUAGAAAACACAUAUAUCGACAUAAUGGUGGAUCAUGUCAAAAAGGGAGACCGGAACACGACAACAUUCUCGAAACCAGCAUGGAGACAGAUUCGUGAGGAGUUCUACAUCCAGACAGGGAGGAAGUAUGAUCUAAAGCAGUUCAAGAACAAGUUCAACCUGUUGAGAGCACGUUAUAGGGUUUUUAAGAAACUACUGACAUUGCCCCCUGGCUUCAGUUGGGAUCCAGUCCUGAAAACUGCCAGUGCCCCAGAUGACGUAUGGGAUGAUUAUAUAAAGGAUAAUCCAGAUGCAAAGAGAUUCCGUAGAGCUGGCUGUCCCGAGUAUGAUCAGUUGGAGAUCAUAUUUGGAGAUGCAACUACAUCAGGGAACACUGCAUCUGCAAGCACACAGGAUUUGCCAUCCACUGAUGAUGAUGUAGAAAAACGUGAAGUUGACAUUCCCUUUGCAUUACCUUUUUAUGCUCCAUUUGAGGCAUGUAUUACUUCCAAUAUGUCAGAGGAUGUCGAGGGUGAUCUAGAUGAUAACACCUGCCACCGGUCACGUACACCCUCUAGCACUCAUCGAGGGAAGAGGGAACGGACCUUUGAGAUGUCUGAUGCUAUCAAAUUCAUGGCCCAAGCAUCUAAUAGAAGGACAAAUGCACUCAUUGAGCGUGCUGAGAAGUAUUCAAUUGCAAAGUGCAUUGAAAUACUUGAGGGUAUGGAAGGCCUUCCUAUGCGAACUUACUUGAAGGCAACAAAGAUGUUCCAGGAGAAGGGAUGGAGAGAAACAUUUAUUGAGAUGUCUGAAGAUCGUAGGAAGGGUUGGUUGGAGGGGGUAGCGUCUGGAGAGAUUUAAAUUUGCUUAGCUUAUGAUUCGGAACCAUAAUUUUUUUUUUUUUUUCUUUUAUGUUUAGUAACUUGUAAUGUGAUAAAUGUGUUUUUCCUUCUCCAGAUUGGUCAUAUCCUAGUGGAUACAUCUUGUUAGUUAUAUCUGUUUUCAAUGGUUAAAUUCAUUGGACCAUCUCAUUUUCUUGUUUUAAAGGUUGGUGCAUGUAUAUUCCUUUUUGCAUGCAGUGUUGUAUGACACAUUUUUCUGUGGAAUAUGGAUUAAUGUGUCAUUAAUUUGUUGUUA
Molecule: messenger RNA, 1497 nt
Organism: Nelumbo nucifera (sacred lotus)
Lineage: Eukaryota; Viridiplantae; Streptophyta; Magnoliopsida; Proteales; Nelumbonaceae
Product: L10-interacting MYB domain-containing protein-like
Source: RefSeq, a predicted model, not a curated record